This is a messenger RNA of Glycine soja, 1850 nucleotides long. RefSeq names its product protein DETOXIFICATION 34-like. Gene Ontology annotation, biological process: xenobiotic detoxification by transmembrane export across the plasma membrane. The record is from RefSeq and is a predicted model, not a curated record. Gene Ontology annotation, cellular component: membrane. The coding region runs from base 91 to 1557 and encodes 488 amino acids. NCBI's taxonomy places the organism in Eukaryota, Viridiplantae, Streptophyta, Magnoliopsida, Fabales, Fabaceae. The transcript is spliced from 7 exons. Gene Ontology annotation, molecular function: antiporter activity; xenobiotic transmembrane transporter activity.
GGUAACCGUGUCCAUAUUUGUAGGAUAGGAAGUUUAUAACAAAUUUAUUUUCAGUCUCAGAAACUGAGUGUUAAGGGAAGAACUCCUCAAAUGGAGACACCUUUAGUGACCGAAAAGUUCACUUCAGAAUCUGACUACUUGCCGGUGAAAAGCUUGAAGGAUGUUAAGUUUGUUUUGUGGACAGAAACAGUGAAGAUAUGGAGAAUAGCAUUCCCUAUGGCACUGUCUGCACUGUUUCAGUUUCUCACAAUCUCCUCAACUUCCAUCUAUGCUGGCCAUAUUGGAGACAUUGAACUCUCUUCUAUCUCUGUUUACCAAGGUGUCAUCAGUGCCCUCUAUUUUUACUUGUUGUUUGGUAUGUCAUCUGCAUUGGUUACACUAUGUGGCCAAGCUUAUGGAGCAGGGCAAAUUCAAUCAACAUGUAUUUAUGUUCAAAGAUCAUGGAUUAUACUUACUGCCACUUGUAUAAUCCUCUUACCUAUUUAUGUAUACGCCACACCAAUCUUAAAUUUUAUUGGCCAAGACCAAGAAAUAGCUGAUCUUGCCGGAAGAUAUUCUAUACAAGUAAUUCCCUACAUGUUUUCCUGUGCAAUAGCUUUUCCCUUUCAGACAUUUCUUCAGUCCCAGAUCAAGGUUAAAGUUAUUACUUGCAUAGCACUUGCUGUUUUGGUCAUACAAAAUGUGCUGCUUUACAUCUUCAUAAAUGUAUUUGGUUGGGGUACAACUGGCUUAGCCAUGGUGACUAAUAUCAUAGGGUGGGUUUAUGCUGCGGCUUUGGUUGUGUAUACCAUUGGUUGGUGUAAGGAAGAAUGGACUGGAUUUUCAUGGAUGGCAUUUAGGGAUUUGUGGUCAUUUGCUAAGUUAAGCCUUGCAUCAUCUGUUAUGAGUUGCUUAGACCAAUGGUAUAGUACAUGCAUUAUUCUCCUUGCUGGUCUACUAGACAAUCCUGUGAUUGAUGUUGGUUCCUAUUCUAUUUGCUUUAAUGUUCAGGGUUGGCACUCGAUGCUGCUUCUUGGAAUAAGUGCUGCCAUAAGUAUUCGUGUCUCCUAUAUACUUGGCAAGUCGCAUCCAAGAGCAGCCAUAUACUCUUUCUGCGUGACAAUGUUUCAGUCUCUCCUCCUCGGCAUUGUUUUCAUGACUGUCAUUUUCUUGAGUAAAGAUGAGUUUGCCAAGAUCUUUACCAACAGUAAGGAUAUGAUUCGAGCUGUUGCUGAUUUAGCAUACCUUCUUGGCGUAUCAAUGGUUAUCAAUAGUGCUUCACAUGUGAUGUCAGGCGUGGCCGUGGGGAGUGGAUGGCAAGUUAUGGUUGGUUACAUAAACCUUGCAUGUUAUUACAUUGUUGGACUCCCCAUUGGAAUUUUCCUUGGUUUCAAUCAACAUUUAGGGGUCAAGGGUCUCUGGGGAGGCACCAUGUGUGGCAGGAUUCUUCAAAUGUUAGUCCUCUUAGUCAUUAUUUGGAAGACCAACUGGUCCAAGGAGGUGGAGCAAACAGCUCAUCGCAUGAGAAUAUGGAGCAUCAACAACCUCCACUCGGAUGCCAUGGGAAAUGUUACAUGAGAAAUAGCAACGUUUCAUUUUACUGAAAUUAAUAAAAUUAUGUAAAAAAUUCAUUUAAUAAGAAAUGAAUCUUACAUAAUUUUAUAUUUUCUUCUAAACUUCAAGAUAAUAACAUAGAGUAUGUUUAAAAGAAUAUGGUAAAAGAGUGUGCAGUUAAAUCCAUUUAUGGUUUACAUAUGUCCCUUUACUUUGGUUGAUUGAUCUAGUAGAACUGUAGAAGACGACUUGUACACAGUCACUAUGUAGAGUUAAUGGACCCACCAAAAAAAAAAAAUGUAGAGUUUAUGGAGUCA